AUGGAAGUAACUACACAAGAAGUGGAUGAGUGGAUCGCAAGCAAUGAUGAAGAAUCCAAGAUUAAUGAUGAAGAGAUUAUCAAUGAACUAGCCACAGAAGAAACAGCGGACGAAGAUGAGGUGCCUGUUGAAACACACAAUUUUCAAAUGAAUACUGCUGCAGCGGUAAAUUUCUUUCGACAUCUUCUUUUCCUCUUACUUAUCCUGAAAAUUGUAGGAGUCUUUGCGACUGCAAUUACAGAAGUCGACUGUCAGGGUAAAUUCUCAUCUGCAAUUAUUUUAGUUGCGUUUUUAGAAAAUUUACGCGACCCUAUCGCCAUAGGCAUAGAUUCGCUGCAAAUGUUGCCAGUGGUGACAGUCUUCAUGUCGGUUGUGACUUGCGGUCUAGGUUUUGCCGGCGCUGUAUGUUUUAACUCUCGCCCUUUGCUCGUUUUUGUGACAGGUAUGAAUUGUUUUUUUAUUAUGCUCUUGGAGUUAACUGGUGCAUGGAUUCUGGUACCGGUUAUUAACAGCCUUGAAAAAAUAGUAAUUCAAGAAAUGAAACAAUUGUUUGAGCAGGUCAAUGCAAUGAAUUCUGAGUACAAGAGCUUGCUUUCCUUCUCAGAAAACAAAAUAUUGGAAACAUUGGGGGAGACUACUUACAGCUAUCGGUUGCCUCUUGCUUAUGGAUGGGUACGUUUUGCAAAUGGCAGUGAAUUCUUAAAGGCAGAGGUAGAUUACAUUCAAACGCAGUUGGGAUGUUGCGGAUUCACGGGACGCCAAUUUUGGAAAAUACGAAUUCCUGAGAGUUGUUGUCCAGAAAAGUACCCAGGUGAUAACUGUACGUUGGAUGUAGCGUACACUCCUACUUGCCAAUUUAAGUUUAACGUUUUCUCGUCUUGUUUGUCAACUCUGCAAGUCGAAUUCUUGGUUGUUGCAGUACUAUCUUUUGUAACAGGUUGUGUUGCUAUGCGGCUGGUGCGUUAUAAACAGAAAUAUCCAGAUGGCAACUAUGCUUCCGAUGACAGUUCUUCGUCAUCAGAAGAGGACAAUGUUUUCGAUCUGCAGGAGACUUUUAAAUAA
Molecule: messenger RNA, 1062 nt
Organism: Zophobas morio
Lineage: Eukaryota; Metazoa; Arthropoda; Insecta; Coleoptera; Tenebrionidae
Exons: 6
Coding region: 1-1062 (353 amino acids)
Cellular component (GO): plasma membrane
Source: RefSeq, a predicted model, not a curated record